AUGCGUUUUCCAUUUGCUCCUCUUUUAGCAUUAACAGCUGCUACAGCUGUUGCAGCUCACCGAAGACUCCUUACUAUCCCUGGACCUCGCGCUGAUAGUGACCCCAAGGUUAUCGCGGCCGAACAUCUCAAGACUAUAGUCCCCAAUGUUGAGUUCCGUGAGAAUGGCGAUGAUUAUACGGAUGUCGAUACUGGGAUCACACAUGUGUAUUUUACCCAGACACUCAACGGACUCGAUAUUGAGAAUGCGCAGGCAAACAUUAAUAUUAAGCGUGAUGGGUCGAUUCUCUCCAUGGGGUUGAGCUUUGUGACCGAGGGAUUGGAUGUACCCGCGCCUGUUAGGAGACAAACGUUACUAUCACCGCUGGAGGCUUUGAAGGGAAUUGUCGAGAAGAUGGAUCUGCCAUUAAAUGUCGUCGCUGCAGAGGCAGUUCCAGAGUCUUCAUUGGUAGGAGGUGGACAAUCAUUUACUAUUAUGGGGUCUGAGGGUGCAGUUUCGGAACCAAGGGCAGAUCUCACGUACUAUCAGACCUCCGAAGGCAUUAAGCUUGUCUGGAGAAAGGGCUCUAUUAUCGCGGUUGCAGAUUAUGUCGCCGAUGCUUCCUAUAAUGUUUAUCCAAUUGGUGUAAAUGAUCCCACCGAUGGCGCCCGAACCGCUGUGACCAAUCCCGCCAGUAAUUUUGCCUCUCCCAAUGGCUGGCACACCGCCGGAAGCACAUCCUACAUCACAACUCGGGGUAACAACGGUAUUGCUCAGGAGAACUGGGAUGCUGGUUCUGAUUACUUAAACAAUCAACGUCCGAGCUCCUCUGGAAGCAGUCUAAAUUUUAACUUCGAAUACAGCCCAUCAGAUGAUUCACCAAAAGACUAUAUCGAUGCUGCUGUUACGCAGUUGUUCUAUACGGCCAACGCAUACCACGAUCUCUUGGAAGUCCUUGGGUUCACAGAAGUGGCUGGAAACUUUGAGGACGUAAAUACUGGUGCCGGUGGCCGUGGUAACGAUGCUGUGCAACUUAACGCACAAGACGGUUCCGGUUUUAAUAAUGCCAACAUGGCCACACCUGCUGAUGGAUCAAGGCCAAGGAUGAGGAUGUAUUUAUGGAAUGUAGUUCCCGGCGUUCAGCGCGACGGGGAUUUUGAUAAUGGUGUUAUUAUUCACGAGUACACCCACGGGCUCAGUAAUAGGUUGACUGGUGGCCCUUCAAGGUCUACUUGCUUGAGUACUACUGAAUCCGGUGGUUUGGGAGAGGGAUGGGGUGAUUUCUAUGCCACUGCAAUUAGGGUCAAGCCGAACGAUACUCGUACAAAAGAUUAUGCCAUGGGUGAUUGGGUUAACGGGGCUGGAAUCCGAAGGUACCCAUACUCCACCAGCAUGACCACCAAUCCCACAACUUAUGCUACCAUUAAUCUUUCAAAUUGGAACGCUCUGGUUCAUGCAAUCGGUUCUGUUUGGGCCAAUAUCCUUUACGAGGCCAUGUGGAAUCUCGAGGACAAAUGGGGUUACCAGAAAGAAGUGAUGCCAACCUUCCGUGCUGGCACUAGUAUUCCGACUACUGGCCGCCAUCUGAUGAUGAAACUGGUUCUCGAGGGAAUGAAGCUACAGCCUUGCUCGCCAACAUUCUUGACGGCAAGGGAUGCAAUUCUGGACGCAGACCGAGCUCUUACCGGGGGUGAGAACUUGUGUGAAUUGUGGAGCGCGUUUUCUAAGCGUGGACUUGGGGCAUCUGCUAAGCAAGGGACUGGGUCGAAUGCUAGAGUAGAAAGCUUUGAUAUGCCAACUGAUAUUUCGUGUUGA
Morchella importuna is the source of this 1794-nucleotide messenger RNA. RefSeq lists its product as uncharacterized. Gene Ontology annotation, molecular function: zinc ion binding; metalloendopeptidase activity. The coding region runs from base 1 to 1794 and encodes 597 amino acids. NCBI's taxonomy places the organism in Eukaryota, Fungi, Ascomycota, Pezizomycetes, Pezizales, Morchellaceae. The record is from RefSeq and is a predicted model, not a curated record. The transcript has 7 exons.